Messenger RNA from Capra hircus (goat), 3738 nucleotides. It is a transcript of the gene MAP7D2, whose product is annotated as MAP7 domain containing 2. Gene Ontology annotation, cellular component: microtubule cytoskeleton. Bases 38 to 2284 code for a protein of 748 amino acids. NCBI's taxonomy places the organism in Eukaryota, Metazoa, Chordata, Mammalia, Artiodactyla, Bovidae. The transcript is spliced from 17 exons. Gene Ontology annotation, biological process: microtubule cytoskeleton organization. The record is from RefSeq and is a predicted model, not a curated record.
GGCAGGGGCAGUGCGCCUGUGCAGCCCUGGCAUCCCGAUGGAGCACGGUGUCGGCUGCGCGGCGACAGCCGGGACGGAGGGGGCUACGCGGGCCCCUCCGCUUCCUGGGAAGAUGGCCGAACCGGGCGCGGUGAGGACCUCACCGCCCAACCACCGGCCUUCAGGCAUGGAAGGAUUUUUAAAAUCUGAUGAGAGACAACGACUAGCUAAAGAAAGACGAGAAGAAAGAGAAAAAUGUCUUGCUGCCCGGGAGCAGCAAAUCCUGGAGAAACAGAAGAGAGCCAAGCUCCAGUAUGAAAAGCAAAUUGAGGAGCGGUGGAAGAAGCUGGAAGAGCAGCGGCAGCGAGAGGAGCAGAAGAGGGCGGCUGUGGAGGAGAAGAGGAAGCAGAAGCUCCGGGAGGAGGAGGAGCGGCUGGAGGCGAUGAUGCGCAGGUCUCUGGAGCGCUCGCAGCAGCUGGAGCUGAAGAAGAAGUGCUCGUCGGGAGGAGCAUCACUGGCUGCCGGACCCGGAGGACGUGAUGGUGAAUCAGGAAAUACCCCACCCCCUCCUCUAGGUUUAGCAGCCAGCACCCUCCCUCUGGACCCAGGGACCACUGCCGCCGCUGCUGAGUCAACCAACGCAUGUGACAAACUUUCAACAUCAACCAUGAAUUUGCCAAAGCAGACGGAGCCUCCCAUGAGUAAGCGCCUGUCUUCAUCCACUGCGGCAAUAUCCUAUUCCCCAGACCGAGCUCCUGCUGGCUCCCUUAAAUCUUCCUACAAGUCUUCUCCCACUCGAAAUGUCGAGAGGAAGAAGAUCGCAUCUACAUCUGGUGGAGGAGAUGCUGGGAAAGGCGCCCCUGCCGGAGUGGAGGCCUCUCCAACAGAGAAGAUGAAGAGGGGGCCGAGAACAACUGCUUCUGUUCCCAGCGUGGGCCUCAUGUCUCCUCUGAGAAGCAUUUCUAAGAGGUCGUCUUCUCCUGUGACAUCCAAGGCAACUUCAAAAGCAUAUCCGCAGUCUCCAAAGAACACAAAGCCGCCAUACCCAGGAUCUCCGGUGAAGUACCGCCUCCCCAGCUUCUCUGGCCAGGAGACACCUAAGAAGAAAGCAGACAAAGAGAAGAGCAACAAGGAGAAGGAAGGCACUCUGACUCAGCAGGCAGCCAGCUCACCGAAGGAGGAGGCCCCAGAGAAGCACGUGGCAGACAGGCAGGCCACCGAGAAGCAUGAGAAGCACGAGGCCACGGCAGGGAAGGCCAAGGGUGGCAGAGCCUCAGGGAAGCCCACAGCGGGCACCACUGAUGCAGGAGAGGCCACAAAGAUCCUAUCUGAAAAGAGACGACAGGCCCGGCUGCAGAAGGAACAGGAGGAGCAGGAACGUCUGGAGAAGGAAAAACAAGACAAACUGGAGAGAGAGGAAUUGAAAAGAAAGGCAGAGGAAGAAAGACUUCGCCUAGAGGAAGCCCGUAAACAGGAAGAGGAAAAGAAGCAGCAAGAGGAGGAAGAGAAAAGGAAGAUGGCAGAGGAGGCAAAGCAGAAGGCCAAGGAGGCACUGCUGUUGAAAGAAGAGCAAGAAAAGGAAAAACAAGAGAAAGAAAAGCAGGAAAAAGCCAUGAUUGUAAAGCAGAAGGAAGCAGCAGAAGCAAAGGCCCAGGAGGCAGCUAAACAAAUGCGUCUGAAAAGAGAACAGAUCAUGCUACAGAUGGAGCAGGAGCGACUGGAGAGGAAGAAGAGAAUAGAUGAAAUUAUGAAGAGAACAAGAAAGAGUGAUGUGUCUUUGGAAGUGAAGAAAGAAGACCCAAAAGUGGAGCUUCAGUCUGCUCUGUGUGUGGAAAAUAAGACAGAACCCAUGGUCCCUAACAAAAUAGAAAUCAGUGUAUUGAACACCUGCCAGGAAGUAAAUGUUGUAGAACAUGCUGCCCCAGAAACUUUCCCUCAAGAUGUUUUCACUGAUGAACUUAAACCAGUUGAGGGACUUGUUCAUCUGGACACCCUUGAUGGGAAAUCAAACAGUCUAGAUGAUUCAACUGAAGAAGUUCAGUCUAUGGAUAUGAGUCCUGUUUCAAAAGAAGAGCUUAUCUCUAUCCCAGAAUUUUCACCAGUGAGUGAAAUGAUUCCUGGGGUAUCUCUGGACCAAAAUGGAACUGGUAAUGCCCGAGCACUUCAAGAUCUCUUAGAUUUCACUGGCCCCCCCAUUUUCCCCAAGAGAUCCAGUGAAAAUCUCAGCUUGGAUGACUGUAACAAAAACCUGAUCGAAGGAUUUAACAGUCCUGGCCAAGAAAAUACUCUGAACACCUUCUGUUGACAAAUACAACAUCUCUUUAAUGAAAGGUGGUGUUUGGAGAACCCGUGAAGCUGCUGGUAGUCAAAUCUGAGCUGCCAGCCCUUUGAAGAAACUUCAGUCAUCUUUAACUGCUGGAUUCUAAACUACUAAAUUGAAAUGUAACUGCAUUCCUAGUUAGUAUGUCAAACGCUGGCCACUCUCAGUAGAAGCUUGAGACAGUGGCCUUUUCGGGCUUUAGCAGAGUUCUAUGUUACGGUUCUAUUUAUGAGCUUUAGCUGCUGAUAAAGCGCUUCCUGUACUCCUCUAUUAUCAUAGUGAUCUGAAUAACCCGUGUGAUUUUGACUUGAAAAGUCACCUUAUAGCCAUUCUUAUCCCCAAACUUGGAGCAUAUAAACAUUUAGAUGUCUUUUCUGGUAAAUAUUCUAGGCAUUUACCCAGACUCUACUCAAACAUAUACUGAACUUGGGCUGCAUAUCUCCCUGGCUCUGUUUAGAAGAAGAACACAUUCUGGAGGGUUUCCCUCAUCUCUGAGGUUUCUUUGCUGGAAGUUUCUAUCAAGAAGCCACAUUUAAUAUUAUUAAGCUUAGUUGCCUGCAAAAUGUGUUGCUUCUCAUUGCUCCUUGGGCGGCCAGCAGAGUGAGUCUGGCUGAGUUAAGGAAGCCAUUGAACAGCAUGGAAGACUGUCUGCUCUCUUAGGCAUAUUCCUCCAGACUUGGGCACUUGAAUCUUGCAAGGGCCUUUUCAUGUUGCACCUUUAAAUCCUCCAAGCUAUAGUCACUCCAAACCUUCAGGUGGCUUCUGGAUUGAAUAAUUUGUGCAUCUCCUGCACAGGUGGUUGCUUUUCAUGUUGCUGUUUUCUUCUUGGCUCUUGUGCCUUUUGUUUGUUUGUUCAACUCUAAUAAAAGCAGGCACAAAUGAAAAGCACUGUGCUCUGAGACAAGGGGCCCUGCACUGGCUCCAAAAUGGCACUAUAACAGACUUGAACAUAAAAACAUCUGGACGGAGGAAAAUGACAGUAGAAUGUAUGUAUACUCCACACGUUUUUUGCCAUAUAAUAGUAUGUUUUCUAUUGGAGAAUGAAAUGGCAACCCACUCUAGUAUUCUUGCCUGGAGAAUCCCAGGGACAGAGGAGCCUGGUGGGCUGCUGUCUAUGGGGUCGCACAGAGUCGGACACGGCUGAAGUGACUUAGCAGCAGCAGCAGCUGUAUGUUUUCUUCAUUUCUUGUGGUGAAAUGUGACUUUCAGAUUAGAGUAACCUUUUCUUCUUUGAAAAAUUUUUUUAUCUUGUACAAUAAAGAGUUUGGAAAGAUCCAUAUCCUGACUGAAGUUUGCAACCAGAAUGUACAAAGAAGUCUCAGUAGUAAUCUUGUUCAUGUGCUCUUAAAACCAGCUACAGUGUGAGACUAUUAGUUAUGGAAACUAUGUAUGUUUGUGUAUGGUGUAUAUACUAAAUAAAAUACAUGCCUCCGAUAAUA